Molecule: messenger RNA, 2844 nt
Organism: Durusdinium trenchii
Lineage: Eukaryota; Dinophyceae; Suessiales; Symbiodiniaceae
Source: the annotation of a GenBank genome assembly
AUGGCUUUGGUCAAGCGUGAGCCUCUCAAGCCAGAUGUAAAAGUGGAGGGGGGAGCUGAGAAGGCGACACCAGAGCCACCAAAAACAAAAGCACAGAAAGUAGAAGACUUUUCCUUGGCCCUGGAACUUGAGAACUGCAAGGCCGUGAGGACGGUUCUAAGGGAGGAGGGUGCCCUCAUCCGCUGGCCUUCCAAAGAGCUUGAGAAUGUCUACACUCUUGAGUGCAUUGGCCUGAACAUUGGUGUGAUGUCAGUGGUUGCUCAACACCACUGCUCCAAAAACAAUGUGGUCAAGGCGCCUCAGAUUGACUUCUUGAAAGCUCAGAUCUGGCGUUUGAGAAGCAUGCUGGGCUACAAGUUGAACCCGGUGAAGAUCCACCAGGAUGCAUGGACUCUGAAGAAGCUCUUCUCAUACUCGAUGCGCCGCACUGGUCUGGAUAGCCGCCACCACAAGGACCACAGCCCAUCACGUCGUGCACCUGGUGUUGCAGAGUACUUUGAGAUCAUCAACAAGUGCUGGGGUGAAGAGCUUCGGAGGCUUCAUGAGGAACGCGCUGAGCGAAGGAAGAGCCCUCAGGAACCGGUUCCUGUGCUUGAGAUUGUUGAUGAUGAUGGCGAUGAUCUAGGCUUGCUUGAGAAGGAGUCCCUCAAACAAGCGGAGCAAGGAAUCAUCACUUUGGUGCUGGAUCUAGAAGAAAAUCUCGAUGAUCCUCCCAAGCCAGCUCCUAAGUCUGAUGAGCCUCCUGUGACACCUGUGUCUCCGCGCUCUUGCUUUGCAAAUCCUGGGGAUGUGGCUGACAAGAUCCGCCAAGUGAAAAGAGCAAACUCAAAUCAGUGGCUUCUCCAGAGCGCACUGCCUCCCAACAUUGACUCCAUGCCAACCUUGCCCUACAAUCCUGGAGAUGCUGAGUUGACCUGUGCUGCCAAAGAUCCCUACCAGGAUUAUGUGAUGUCACUGGACACUCCGCCUGAUGCGCUUGCAGCCGAGUUUCAGCCUGAUUUUUCCAAAGAAAGUCAGGCAGGGCUUGAGGGUCAGAAACCCUUGCAGCAAAAGGAGCUUGAAUCUUCAGAUGAGAAGGAGAAUGCCCUGCUAGCUCCUGUUGAUGCAGCUAUUGCUUCCCGCAAUCUUCUUGGACGAGCUGAGGAGAAGGCUGUGGAGGAUGGCGCUCAAGAAGCUCAGGAGAGUGCUGCUUGUGAGGCUGAGCCAAAGAAGGCUCUGAAGGAGAGCGAAACGGAUGCUCUUCGUGAUCUUGAGGAAAGGGCCCUUAGCGCGACUGAUGAGAAUGAACGGAUGCAUCUUGAACUUGAAUGGGGAAAGGCUCUUCUUGCUAAGAAAGAAAAAACCAUGCGUGAGACUGAGCAGGCUGUGGAGGUGAAGACACUUCUCCUUGAGGCCAGCCAGAAAGCGCUUCAUGAUUGUCAUCUGCAAGCUGAACAGGAGAAGGCGGCUCUUCGCAAUGCUUUGGAGAUUUCUGAGAAGGAGAAGGCUCUGGCACGUGAUGCUCUGAAGAACUCUGAGAAAGAGAAGGCUCUGGCUCGUGAUGCUUUGGAGAACUCUGAGAAGGAGAAGGCUUUGGUGCGUGAUGCUUUGGAGAACUCUGAGAAGCAGAAGGCUCUGGUGCGUGAUGCUCUAGAGAACUCUGAGAAAGAGAAGGCUCUGGCUCGUGAUGCUUUGGAGAACUCUGAGAAGGAGAAGGCUCUGGUGCAUGAUGCUUUGGAGAAAUCUGAGAAGGAGAAGGCUCUGGCUCGUGAUGCUUUGGAGAAGGCUCUUGAAACGGGCAAAGUGCAAGGUCCUUCUCUUCCGGCGGCUUGUGGUGGUGAUGCAGCAGCUUUGGAGGAAGCAGCUCGAUUGGCAGAAUUGAAGGUUGCUGCUGAUCUCGCUUUGACUGCUGCGACCCAACAUGGACACAAUCCUCUUGCAGCUAUAGCGGGUCUGCUGGACCAGGAGCCAGAGCAACAGGUGCACUUCACAAAGCUGGUGCAUGAGGUUGCAGAGGUCAUGCAAAAACAUGUCACGGAGCAGAACAUGAGUGCGGAAGAGGCAGUGGCUUCCCUGAGGCGCAAACUCUUGGCACAGGAGAAGGUGCCUGUCCCCAGACGUCUGGACCAGUUUGCAGCUAGACCGCCAAGGAAAAACCGUGGUCGUGGCCGUGGUCGUGGAAAGCAGGCGACUGGAGACGAGGUGAUUGAUCUUGAAGAUCAAGAAGAGGUUGCUGAAGAGGCUCCUGAAGGUGAGCCGUCAGCUUCUUCAAAGAAGAAGGCAAAGGCCAAGGCCAAGGCUCAGGCUGCGCCAAAGCGGCAGCCCACUCCAAAGGCUAAGGCAAAAGCCAAGGCCAAAGGACAAGCAAAGAAAAAGGCUGAGGAGGAGGAAGCGGCCAAGGCGGAACCGCUUCCGGAGAAUGCCGCAGAGGAGGAUGCCGCAGAGGUGGAGCAACCGAAGAAACGUCAGAAGACUUCCAGCACCUUUGGGAGACGACUGUGCCCCUCAACACGUCCUGCCAAGACCCGUUGGGAGGCCAUCAGGGACGUGUUCAGUGAGAAGCUGGAAAGCCAAAUCCGUGAUCUUGGGCACACGGUUUACCAGUGGCAGGAGAGGUCAUGUAUGGCCUUCGUAGAGGUCAAAUUGGCCUGGCGAAGCUGGGGCUGGGGGCAAGCCCUGCUGAUCUCCCAGGUUUCAGAAGACCGCACUGUAUUAGAGCUCUUCCAGCAGGCGUCCUAUGUGGACUUAUGGGACGAUUGCUGCGACUUGAAUGAUGUGAUCAUUUACGCUAGGGGAAGCAAACGCCUUCGUAUCCCUUCUUCAUCCUGGAAGGAUGCCUUACCAACUCACCUUCCACUGGGGUAA